CACGCCCACAAGUGAUGAAAUUACAGAGGAAGAGAAAGCCGAAUUGAAGAAAAAUUAGGGCAAAAGAAAGUAAAAGAAUGGAGGAGAAGAAGGCAUUGACCGAAUCAGAAGGAAGCAAAAAUGUGGGAUUGAGGUCGGUCCCAAGAAUAGGCAGAGAUGCCAGAGGAGGAAGCGGCAGCGGCGACUGCUGUUUCUGUUGAUGGUAGCAUCGCCGGACGGAACCCAUGGGAGGAGGGCGGACGUCGACGGCACCUUCCAGAAAGGUUAUGGUGGUGGUAGAUCCGACCCGAGAGUCCGCCGCUGCACUCCAAUAUGCGCUUUCGCAUGCUGUCAUUGAUAAUGACCAGGUAAUUCUCCUCCAUGUCGAUAACCCUAAUUCCUGGAAGAACGCUAUUACUACGUUCCUCAAGAGGCCUAAUGGUGGAUCUGCUAAUAAUAAUAAUAAUAAUAGUAACAAUAAUUAUAAUCAUAAUAAUGCAAAUGCCACUGCCGCUGCCGCUGCCACCGCUGCCUCCGACGGUGGACAAGGAGGAGGACCGACGGCGGAGGUCGAUUUUCUUGAGGAGAUGAAGAAAGCCUGCAAGACUGCUCAUCCGAAACUGAAAGUGGGGACGCUGAGGGUUGAAUUGGAAGGCAAAGACAAAGCCUCCAUGAUUAUGGCUCAAACCAAGGCUCUCGGUAUUGAUCUGCUAGUCAUAGGGCAGAGGCGAAGUCUCUCCACAGCAAUCUUAGGAUAUAGACGGUCAGGAGGGCCAAUGAAAGCGGCAAAAAUGUUGGACACAGCAGAGUAUUUGAUUGAGAACAGCAAAUGCACUUGUGUUGCUGUACAAAAGAAGGGUCAAAAUGCAGGCUAUCUUUUGAACACCAAAACCCACAGAAACUUCUGGCUUUUGGCUUGAUAAUCAACUCUCUUUCACCAUUUUCCAUUCUCCACAAUCUACCACUGUUUUCAAUUUUCAUCACUCCCUCGCUUUCCCUUUCACUUUCAAAAUCAAACACAUUGUCUUUCUAUUUGGUUCUCUUUCCCCCAUUGAGAUCAAUUGCAAGUUCUCCCAUUUGAAUUUGUUGAUUCAUUCAUCAUCAUCAUCUCUAGGCUUGGCUUGGAUUGGUCUCCACCCUCUUUUUCUUUCUUUCCAGGCAGUGCAUCAACAUUUAUUUGUACAUAACUUUUGGACCCACAGAAAUUAACCAACUGAAAAUGAGUUAAUCCAUUCUCCCUUUUUUCUUUAUUGCUUUCUUUUUUAUUUUCUUUUGCUUCAAAGGAUUCAUUUGUUAACCAUGUGCUUGAUUUGAGCCAUUUGGUUUUAUCUUUUGAAAAUUGUAAUUUUAUUCGAUCGAGCUUGAAUCUGUUGCAAAAGUUGUGAAAUUGUGAAAUUGUGAAAUUGUGAAA
This is a messenger RNA of Benincasa hispida (wax gourd), 1390 nucleotides long. Its product is annotated as Adenine nucleotide alpha hydrolases-like superfamily protein. The record is from RefSeq and is a predicted model, not a curated record. NCBI's taxonomy places the organism in Eukaryota, Viridiplantae, Streptophyta, Magnoliopsida, Cucurbitales, Cucurbitaceae.